AUGCGACGUCCAACAAAUAGCUUAAUCCUUACUAAUCUUGAAGAGAAGGUACUUGAGAAUCCGCAAGAGUUGAUAGAUUUUUUGUGCGAAGAUGAAGACUACAUAGUCGAGUUUAUAUGUCUUUGUAAACUAUCACGAAUAGUACUUAUUUGUGAAACAUCAAGUAUUGCGCAGAGCAUUAAACAAAAGAUUGGCAAUGAUAUGAGAUGGAGAUAUAUCAAGGUCUCUUUUAGUAUGAAGGAUAAUGCAUUUGAUGUAAGUAAGCAAGAUUUGGAAGUGGGUAGGAGAGAGGAUAAGAAUUAUUUGGAGUUGCCGCAUGAUCUCGAUGUGAAACGGUUUCUUAUAAGUCCGCCGAUGAGUCCGCGAUCAGGAUGGGACAAUUGGAAUAAAACAGAAGAAGGGCCUAAUGAGAAAGCGAUUUAUUCACCAGAGGAGUUGUCAGAGAUACUAUGGGAAAGACUUGGAGGAGAAGAAAGUAAACUUGUGCGGAGGUAUAAUGAGACAAGCAGGGAGACGAUUAAUUAUGAAAUAGAAAGAGAAUUGCUAUUUGAGGGGAUUGAAAAUGGAGUACCAGCGAUUGUUUUGGAUAGCGUUGGCAAGUGUGAAGUUGAGGAGAACAUGCCCAAAACGUCGAUGCCUCCGGUAGAGCCAAAAUAA
Lodderomyces oxycetoniae is the source of this 657-nucleotide messenger RNA. RefSeq names its product Rcn1p (gene RCN1). Gene Ontology annotation, biological process: calcium-mediated signaling. Gene Ontology annotation, molecular function: calcium-dependent protein serine/threonine phosphatase regulator activity. The record is from RefSeq and is a predicted model, not a curated record. Bases 1 to 657 code for a protein of 218 amino acids. The transcript has a single exon. Lineage: Eukaryota; Fungi; Ascomycota; Pichiomycetes; Serinales; Debaryomycetaceae. Gene Ontology annotation, cellular component: nucleus; cytoplasm.